Molecule: messenger RNA, 537 nt
Organism: Colletotrichum truncatum
Lineage: Eukaryota; Fungi; Ascomycota; Sordariomycetes; Glomerellales; Glomerellaceae
Product: monocarboxylate permease-like protein
Source: RefSeq, a predicted model, not a curated record
AUGGAAUCCCAUUCAGUUGAUAUCGAUCUCACCGCUCACUUAAAGAUUCUGUACGCUGCUUACCGACAUACUAACGAUAUCGACGCCAAGGGGACCUUUUUCUCGCCAUUCUGCUAUCAAAUCUGCCGUCCGCAACCAUCAUUCGCGGCGCGUGACAGGGAGACGAUUAUUCGAUAUUUACACGAGACAGCGCCGAAGAGAGACUCCACCAGGCAGAAGACGAAAGGUUAUUACACUAUUCGGCCCCUUGUAGAGACUGAGUUCGAGUUCGGCACCGAUGAGCAGGUCGCUCCAGCAGGGUUUCCCUCGGCCGAAAGUAUAAAAGAGAAAGCGAGAGCAGAAGGUUGGGUUGGGAUGAGGGUGGAUUUGUGGAACGAGUCGGCAGGUCUUGAAGAAGAAGAAGAUAAUUCAUUGAUGGUAAAGGUACAAUACUGGUGGAGGAAGGAAGGAGAGCUUUGGCUUCAAAUCUUUCACGACAUCAUGUACAUGGAUGCCAAGGAUGGGACGCAAGGACUCGAGGGUAAUGUACUAGAAUAG